CUUGUCACACGGCCAUAUCCCAGUUUAAAUUAGCCUGCCCUUGUGAGCUUGCUGGGACAGGGACACUGCUUCCUAGAAGGGGAACAAGCGAACUCUGAGAGAGUGGCCUGGAUAUCAUUACGCUGCUGACUCUGUCUUAUCCUUCUCAGGCAGCAGCCCCCUCUGUGCCCAUCACCUCGUGCCUCCUGGACACAGCCUGCUGGCCGAUCUACUCUGAGUCACAGCCACGGUGUGUAUGCAGCAUCUGGUCACACAUCAGGAGGUCGGGCUCCUCUCGGUUGAAGCUUAUGGAUCUGACAUCUUGGGUGAUUUUACCUCUUCUCCUGGGCAGUGCUGGAGUCUACGGUCUGUACAAACUGCUGCAGAAGCUGCGCAGCGGAGCCUACAUCCAGGAUGCUGUGGUGGUGAUUACUGGGGCUACUUCUGGACUGGGAAAAGAAUGUGCCAAGCUGUUCUACGAGGCAGGUGCCCGGCUGGUGUUGUGUGGGCGCAAUGAGGAGAGGCUGGAAGAUCUGGUGAGAGAGCUGAGCAGGAUGAAGAUUAGAUCCACACCGAUACACAAACCUCACAAGGUGAUAUUUGACCUGUCAGACGUGAACACCGUGGCCAGUGCUGCAGAGCAGAUUCUACAUCUUGUGGGGAGAGUGGACAUUCUCAUCAAUAAUGCUGGGAUAAGUUACCGUGGUACCAUACUGGAUACAAACGUCAGCGUGGACAGGAUGGUCAUGGAUACAAACUAUUUUGGUCCGGUGGCUUUGACUAAAGCUCUUCUCCCAUCUAUGAUCAAGAACAGACGUGGGCAUAUUGUGGCCAUCAGCAGCGUGCAGGGGAAGAUUAGUAUACCUUUCCGAUCAGCCUAUGCUGCUUCUAAACAUGCUACGCAAGCUUUCUUUGAUUGCCUCAGAGCAGAGAUGGAACCACAUGACAUUGACGUCACAGUAGUGAGUCCAGGCUAUAUCCAGACAAACCUUUCUGUGAACGCUGUAACUGGUGAUGGGUCCAAAUAUGGAGUGAUGGAUAAGAACACAGCUGAAGGCCGAUCUGCGCAGGAGGUAGCACGUAUUGUUCUAAGCGCAGUGGGUGAGAGGAGGAAGGAAGUACUUGUAGCUGGGCUUGUGCCCACACUGGCUGUGUACCUGAGGGCUCUUGCUCCUAAAGUCUUCUUCUCCGUCAUGGCAGCGCGAGCCAGGAAAGAGAGGAAACUUAAAGAAGCAUAGGCUGCCUUGGGAAGGACGUUGUGGAAUUAUUCAAAGAAUGGGGAACAUUGGUCUUCCUUACUGAGUAGCACAACCCUAUGUAGACAAUUUACUUGCUUCCUACUGUGAUCAAGGAAUAUUCACUUGUUCCCAUUACCAGUUCUUAAAUUCCUCUUGGAGCUCAAUGUCCAAAUCAUGUUUAAAGGAACAGGUGGGUCAAUACUGUCAUGUGCUUGACGUAUGUAUCUGAGAGCCUGAGUGUAAGGAUGUAAUAUAAUCAUGGUGACACGUUCUACACAAAAUCACAGGCUCACACAGAAACCAUUAGGGCCACUUGUGUUGUUAAAGAUCUCCCAAUUCCAGUUGUACGCCUCAGUACACUGGCAGAACCAGCUUGCUAGUUGCAACACAUCCUGUCUGCACCUUGGCUACAGUAGAUGCUCCAUAUUUUAUUUGGCACUUAAAGCUUAUUUUGUAACACCAUGAAUUACAGUUUACCAACUGAGAACUCACAACAUUGACAAACACAGAAUUGCUGCUUUCAAUGUAUUAAAGGCCCACACUGCUGGCCCGUCCAUUUGUGUUGAUUUUCCCUCAGGAAAGUGGGAAUGUAAGUAUGUCGCUCUCUCAUUGUACACACAUUUAGAUCUUGUUUUUUUAAAUAAAUGAUGAAUACCUCCCAUGCGUUUCAUAUUAUAUAACAAAUAUUUCAGCACAUUUUAUCACAGAUCUUAUGGAGUCAUUUGUGGGUUUCCAUGAUACACAUGGUCCUGUCUUGCCCAUCAGCAAAUCCCCUCUCCUGGCCAGUUCCUCUAAUGCCUCAGUAAUGUAGUUUUGUUCCUAUGUUCUAUUCAUUUGAUGCCGUGUAAUAUGGUACUGACAUAUUUACUUAAUAAAUAAAUCAAUCAUUUUUUAGA
Molecule: messenger RNA, 2113 nt
Organism: Bombina bombina (fire-bellied toad)
Lineage: Eukaryota; Metazoa; Chordata; Amphibia; Anura; Bombinatoridae
Gene: DHRS7B
Product: dehydrogenase/reductase 7B
Exons: 7
Coding region: 288-1217 (309 amino acids)
Cellular component (GO): membrane
Molecular function (GO): oxidoreductase activity
Source: RefSeq, a predicted model, not a curated record